Gadus chalcogrammus (walleye pollock) is the source of this 918-nucleotide messenger RNA. RefSeq names its product testis-expressed protein 264 homolog. Gene Ontology annotation, cellular component: replication fork; autophagosome membrane; endoplasmic reticulum membrane. Bases 439 to 918 code for a protein of 159 amino acids. The record is from RefSeq and is a predicted model, not a curated record. The transcript has 3 exons. Gene Ontology annotation, biological process: reticulophagy; protein-DNA covalent cross-linking repair. NCBI's taxonomy places the organism in Eukaryota, Metazoa, Chordata, Actinopteri, Gadiformes, Gadidae.
UGUCACCUUCAGAGUCCGACAUAUUGGAGUUGAUGUAGAAAAGCACUUCAGGAAAAAAAAACGAACCUAGAGUUUGUUGAAACUGGGGGGGAAAUAACAUGUUGAUUGCUAUUCACUACAGCUGGGAGCAACCCCAGGGCCACGGCUGUUACACUUCAAACCAUAUGUUUUGCUGCCCUUUAUUACUGACCUUUUUGAAGAGCUUCCUUUCAGCCGGAAUACCAGCCAAUUACACAGACCGCACAACCGGGGAGAGUAGAACCUGCGUCUGAAUACCAAUCAGUUAAGAGGGUGCGCUCUCUCCCCCCCCCUCCGCUACUUGUGUGGCCGUCCAUCCCUGCUGUUCUGGGGUCGUCCCACGGACCUCCGCUGGGCGUCUCCCACGGACGAGCUCUUUCACGUCUCUUUGGCCUCCAGAGAAAAGCUCUGUUUAUCUCAAUGGCUUCUACUCUAACAAAGGAGAGGAAGCUGUGUGCCCACCCGUACGUCGAAGUCUACAGCCUGGGCCGCGUCCAGUACAUGGUCCCGCUGGCCCGCCAGGGAGACUUCUACGUGCCUGAGCUCCGCCAAUCAGAGAGGAGGGUUUCCGCAGGCGAGUUGUCGGGGAGUGAGUCAGACGUCUCAGGUGCGGACUCCAACAGCGAGUACAGCUCGGAGAGCGGGGUGCUCCUGAGUGACAGCCGGGAGGGCUCCGUCGCCAGGUCCUCGCCGUCCAGGUGCUCCCAGGGCCGGGAGAGGCGGACGGAGGGCUCCCGGGAGAGGGGCCCCAACGCCGCCGCCGCCACCUUUAGAGGCCCGACCGGGCGGGGCCGAGGGACCGGGCGGGGCCGAGGGGCCGGGGGCGAAGGCCCGGUCGUUAGUGAGGAGAACCACCAGGAGAAGACGGGAGAGGCGGCCGUGGGGGGUGGGGAGGAGUGA